Kuraishia capsulata CBS 1993 is the source of this 645-nucleotide messenger RNA. RefSeq lists its product as uncharacterized. Gene Ontology annotation, molecular function: ATP binding; dTMP kinase activity. Gene Ontology annotation, biological process: dUDP biosynthetic process; dTTP biosynthetic process; dTDP biosynthetic process. NCBI's taxonomy places the organism in Eukaryota, Fungi, Ascomycota, Pichiomycetes, Pichiales, Pichiaceae. The record is from RefSeq and is a predicted model, not a curated record. Gene Ontology annotation, cellular component: cytosol; cytoplasm; nucleus. The transcript has a single exon. Bases 1 to 645 code for a protein of 214 amino acids.
AUGACAAGAGGACCGAUUAUAUUGUUUGAAGGCCUAGAUCGAACAGGAAAGUCUACACAGACGGAAAGCUUGGUGGACGCCCUGCGUCGGGUCGGUAUCGGCGCCGAACUUUUUAGGUUCCCCAACCGUGAGACUGGACUUGGCAAAAUGAUCAACGCAUAUCUCACUGGGGGGUCUUUGAAUGACGAGACAGCUCAUCUUUUAUUUUCUGCUAAUCGCUGGGAGUGCAAAGAUGCCCUGGUGGCAUCUAGUGAGGCCGGAAAUGCUGUAGUUAUCGACCGCUACAUCUUCAGUGGAGUCGCAUAUUCCGCAGCGAAGGGACUGGAGCGUGAGUGGUGUGUUUCGCCGGAUCUCGGGCUUCCCAGUCCUGACAUCGUGAUUUUUUUCAAGUUCAAAGAUACGGCAAAAGCGACAGAACGGGGCCAGUAUGGAGAAGAGAGAUACGAGAAGGUCGAAUUCCAAAAGCUGGUGAGACAUGAGUUUGAGAAGUUCGAGGAAGAAAGCUCCGGUAGUUGGAAUGUGGUAUACGUUGACGAUAAGCCGAUAGCGGAGGUGGCAGAAGAGGUUUGGCAAAUUGUGGGUAGUGUUUGUGAAAAGGGUAUUGAGGAUGAGAUUAGACCUUUUCAAUGGGAGUUCAAAAAGUAA